Fomitiporia mediterranea MF3/22 is the source of this 1493-nucleotide messenger RNA. RefSeq lists its product as uncharacterized. The transcript has 3 exons. The record is from RefSeq and is a predicted model, not a curated record. Lineage: Eukaryota; Fungi; Basidiomycota; Agaricomycetes; Hymenochaetales; Hymenochaetaceae. The coding region runs from base 61 to 1353 and encodes 430 amino acids.
CACUUCCUGUCUUGUGUCUGACUUCGUCAGCUGUCUGAGUCUCUGCUGCCUACCAAUGCCAUGACGAUGGAAAUAAUUGGCGAGAAGAAUGACUCCGCGAAUCAGCAACACGAAAUUACUCCUGGUACUGUUGUUCUAUUAGUUUCUCCUGCACGUGUGGACGAGACAUUGCAUCCAUGCCAAGUGCCACUUCUCCGGAUCCCUUACAACGUUAUUCUCUUAUACUCUACCAAACCACGCAAAUGGCUUCUCUACUGUGAUAGAGCUAUAUGCGGUGUUGAUGGCCACCUUCGAUCAGCAGCUACGGAUAUUAGCCAGGAAGACAUGGACGACGGCGUUAAGCCUGAUGACCACUAUGUGUACCAUCUUCACGGUGACCCAAACUAUGUUGAUAAGACCUUGAACGAUAGGCCAACCAGUUGGGACUCAUGGUCUGAUCGAUCUCACACAAUUCCAGAUGCCUUUGAAGCAUACUACGGAGGGUGUCCCUUCACGAAGACCGUUAUUGUAGCUUGUAAAGUACACCAUCUCAUUGAACAUGCAAACGAUGAUGAUUACUAUCGAAAUAUCAUUGCGUCACGAAAUGGUCGGGAGGCUCCAAUUAAUGUCGGAGAGAAGCAGAACAUAUUAGUCAUGAGCGCUAAUAUUCACAUACUUUCCUUGAGGGCGAAGACUGUAGCGUUUUUGAAGACACCAAACUCUAUUUUGAAGACGAACGAGCUCCCGGGUGCAGACCAAGCCACCCCCGACGACUACCGAGUUACGGUACAUUGCUUUUCCGAAGACAUGGUUUAUCGGCGAAGCGCUAAUCAUGGUACUUCCUCUGAUCUACGGAGAGGAUGUGGUCUGCGACGACCACUGUCCACGUCCCUACCCGACGACAAUAGUUAUCGCCCAAAUGACACUAUAUUAGAUCUUUUCUAUGCGCUUGCCUUGCUAGAGGCGUGGGGUGAAAAUCGUGUUGGGGACGAGGAGAAAGUGCUUCGUGAACGGAAGAGAAAGGAACGCAUUGCUGCAAGAGCAGCACGGCACAGUGCCCGUAAUGCAGAGUCGGAGGAGGAGCCUUACGAUACAUGGGAUUUCCUACUCGACCUAAAUUAUUUACUCAGGGGUACGUCGCGAGCAGAGGUAGAAGCAAAGCAAAAGGGACAGGAAGAGCGCGAGUCUCAGGAAAGAAAUCACUACACAGACGAAUGGCGGAAAGGAGUUGUUGUCACUAGUGGGCCUCCCCGCUCUCCCAAUGUGAUGGACUGCAACGACGAAUUUGCGGGUGACGGUCCCAAAACUUCUAUUAUUGAUGGUGAAGAAACGGUCAGGGUUGAUGAAGUGCUGAACAGGUCACCACUGCGGUAGUCGUUGCCAUCAGCGGAAUCUCGGGCUGUUUCCUCGCCGUCAAUAGAAGUAUCGGGCCAGGCAAGAGGCGAUAGUGCUUCUAUUAUUUGUACUAAGUGUUCCGAUGAAAAUACCUGAUUGGUCGCCAACAAGCAAUUUUU